This is a messenger RNA of Penicillium samsonianum, 2190 nucleotides long. RefSeq names its product Zn(II)2Cys6 transcription factor. Gene Ontology annotation, biological process: DNA-templated transcription; regulation of DNA-templated transcription. Gene Ontology annotation, molecular function: DNA-binding transcription factor activity, RNA polymerase II-specific; DNA binding; zinc ion binding. Bases 1 to 2190 code for a protein of 729 amino acids. Lineage: Eukaryota; Fungi; Ascomycota; Eurotiomycetes; Eurotiales; Aspergillaceae. The transcript has 7 exons. The record is from RefSeq and is a predicted model, not a curated record.
AUGCCGGCCACAUCAGCUCACCCCACAACCCCAAUCCGUAGUCGCUCUGCAGUUGCCUGUCAAGCCUGCCGUCAGCGCAAGGUUCGAUGCAGCUUGGCUGUCACCGGCAAUCCAUGCAUCGGUUGUACCCAAGAUGGGGCCGAGUGCAUCGUUGUCCCUAAACAGCGAAGAAAAUACCAAAGGCCACGUGCACAACGCAAUCAGCGCCGUGAUCAAGGGUCCUUACAAGCUCCCGACCCCGUUUUUACCGGCAGCACUAUGGCCCACCGGCCUUCUGAUCACGAGCCAACCCCUACUACGGACCACUCAAUGCUUUCAAAUGGACCAGCUGAAGCAAUUGGAAUUCCAGGGGCGUCUUCUUCGGCUAAUGAAGGCGACCAUAGCGAAGGCAGAAGGCGUAUCGGAAUUGAGGUUGCACCAUCUUCUUUAUUACUACCGCAAGGAGUCAAUAGUACGACCGCCCAAGCCAGAAAUGAGGGUGGUGUCGAAGAUGCAGAGCGAAGAGGCAUUGAGAUAGCUGCUGCAAGAUUAGGACAACCUCAAAGUCUCGGUCAGGUGCCUUAUUACACCGGAAGUCAGACCGGACCAACCUUCGCCUUAGAUAUUUGUUCACCAGAUAAGUCUUUGCCAAGGCACCUUCUUGUUCCAUCGAGCACCCGUCCGCUUUUCUCCGAUGCGGACCAAAACUACCUUCGAGCGAAAGGAGCACUUACUCUUCCCGGGAAAGAGAGCUGUGAAGCCCUCCUUCGAGCAUAUCUUAAUCAUGUGCACCCGAUCAUGCCCGUUAUUGAGAUCGAUCACAUCUUAGACUAUCAACACAACGGACGACUCUCUGAGUACAACAUCCUCCUCCUUUGGUGUAUAUUUCUCGCUGCUGCCAAUUUUGUCCAUCCCACUAUUUACGAACAGGAGGGGUAUAAAUCUCGACAAGAAAUGAAAGCUCUCAUGUAUUCCCGUGCAAAGUGCACGUAUGCCAUAAGCGAGGGAAUGGACAAGAUCGUUCUUCUCCAAGCUUCUUUAUUGAUGAGCUUUUGGCUUUCAGAGCUUGACGAACAUAUGCAACCGUGGUACUGGGUAGGAACCGCGAUCACCUUUUGCCAGAUGCUAGGCUUGCAUCGAAAUCCCGACUCCUCCAAGAUAAAUUCCGCCAUCAGCGAUCAGCAACGGCGUUUGUGGCGCCGACUUUGGUGGUGCUCCUUUUAUCGGGAUUGCUGGCUCGGCUUCCAUUUUGGAAGGCCAUUGCGGAUUGAUCUUAAUGACUGCGACACACCUAUGCCCUUGGUCACAGACAUGCUUGACGACCUGGCAGGAAUACCGGAAUCCACAUCCACUGACUUUUUACCAAAAGAUUUACCCAGGCUGGCUUCAUACUGGGUGAGAAUGAUUGAAUUGAGCAAGCAAUUGGGUGCUGUUAUUACCAUGAACUACAAGACCAUAAGGGCAAAGCCCACGAUCCAACAAUUCGAAACUCUCGAGGCGGAGAUUCUAAAAUACGAGCUACCAGACCCAUACGAGUCUGGCUUGGUCAAUCUGGUGCGGUUUCAUCUGUUCCAUGUUCAUUUACACUAUCAAGUGCUGCUCAUUGCUUUGUAUCGUCCCUACGGAUCUGAAACUCUUACUGGUCUUGAUCCUGCACAACAAGGAGAUUGGCAACAUCGGAUGCGAAUGAAGGCUGGGGAUGCUGCGUCAAGGACAAACGAUAUUCUUGAUGCUCUCGCCCAGGACGAUCUUCUUCAAUUUGCCGGGCCUAUGACGCCCGCACUCUUAGUCCCAGCGAUGCAAACGCAUCUGCUUUUCUAUAAAUCUGCCGACUCCUUAACGAAACGCCUCAGACUCCACAAGCUUGAAAUGUGCAUGCUCGUCAUGGAAGAGCUCCAAAAAAAUUAUACUGUUGCUUCGUUAUACCGAGGAAUUUUUCUCCGGGCUAUGCAACAAAUUUGUCCCCCCUAUCAAAGAGGGACAGGUGCUUCUGAUCAGACAGUUAACUUCGUACCAGCAAGUGAUUCCAGCGACAGAAAUUAUACCGUCAAUCAACCUGCCACCGGUCGGUUUGUGACAGAUCAUUUUGGUAACAACGCUCCAUUGGGCGAUUUCUCGGAGCAAGGGACCGAGACUUUCGGGGAUUUCGUGGAUUCAUUGAUGGAUGAAUCAUCGAUGUUUAAUCUUUGGGAAACUUGGAAUCGAAUAUGA